GAGCGAGAAGGAGGGGGGGAGAAUCCAAUCCGGUUUCAGCUAGUUUCUGUUCUGAUGGAACAUUUAUGCUAGCUACACUGUGUAACAAGGUGCUGUUUGAAUCUCUCAGAACACACAGUGCACUGUAGAAUUUCAGUCUCUCCGUUAGGCAAAUAUUUUUCUCCAUUUUGUUUAAAAACAAAAGAAAAGCAACCAUGCCGAAAAGAAGCAACGCAAAUAAUGACACUGAAGCGACCCAGGGGCCCAAGAGAAGAUCUCAGCGAUUGAGUGAGAAACCCCAACCAAGCCCAAAGUCAGAGCCUAAGCCAAAGAAGGCACCUGUGAAACCGAAGAAGGCCAAGGAGCCGGAGAAGCCCAAGCCCGAGGAGGAGGAGGAGAAGAAGGAGGAGGAAGAGGAAGAAGUGCCUGCAGAAAACGGAGAGGCCAAAGCUGAGGAGGAGGCGCCAGCAGCAGAGGAACCAGAGCAGAAAGAGGAGGAGGAAGAGGAGGAGGAGGAAGAGGAGGUGGCAGCAGCAGAAUAACAUCCUCACCGCAUCUUCAACCAGUGCUCUCCCGUACCUCUUUUCUUGUACAAUUCAGAGGAAUAUUUUUAUCAACUAUUUUCUAAAAGCAGGUUUUUUAGUAGUUUGAUUGUAGAAACACAUUUUUUAAAAAACGACAAAAAAUGACAUGCACACAUGCUCUCACACACACACACAUCUUGGAAAGGGAUCCCGCCUCAUCCCACCCCAUUAGAGCAUCUACGGACGGACGGACGGUCGUCGGACGGUCAGCGGAUUGGGUUUUCACGCGCGGGGGACGGGAGGUUGCGGCCUUUGAAAACAUGUAAUCGUGUCGUUUUCAGGAAACCGUUGUACAACUGGGGGAACUUGCCUGAGUGACUAACAUUCCAUAGGCUGUAUAAGGGACAGUAUAUGUAACCUGUAUCGUAUGGGGGGAGGGGAGGGAGGGGGUGGAAUUAUUCAAGUGGGUAAUGCAUUGUUUUAUUGUUUAUAAUGAUUAAAAAAAAAAAAAAAAAAAGUUUUAGAAUGUUUGUAAGCUGUGCUCUAUAAAUGUUAACUCUUACUCAUGCAGUUUUUUUUCUGAAUCCACAAACUUUCAGUAAUAAACCUGUUCCCUAGUAUUGGAGUUCUCUAUAAGGCCUGUACAUUGCGUGUAUUGGUUUUGUCUCAUUGUUUGGUGAUAGCAUUGCAAUAACAUUGUAUAGCUGCUGUGAAAAAAAGGGUUUUCAUACUUUCUAUAUGCAGUAUGUAUUGGUACGUUGAGGAUGAUAUAAUGGAAUUAUUCCUGUGUUCUUAGCAAAGCUAAUAACAUGACAUGCAUUACAGUGUUAAAACAUACUGGUUAUAACUGUUCCUUUGAAAAGGACACUGAGAAGCAAAUGACUGUACUUUCACUGACUCUGAAGUGAACAAACCAGCAGCAGCAAUAUUUACCCAUGUGGUUUUUAGGUAACAAGUACAAGUGUACAGUUUUUUUCUUUGUAGCUGUAUCUGUGUAAUGAUUGGUAUAAACAAACCAAUAAAGAGUUGGUUGUAA
Messenger RNA from Anguilla rostrata (American eel), 1539 nucleotides. Its product is annotated as non-histone chromosomal protein HMG-14-like. The transcript has 6 exons. The coding region runs from base 195 to 521 and encodes 108 amino acids. The record is from RefSeq and is a predicted model, not a curated record. Gene Ontology annotation, molecular function: nucleosomal DNA binding. Gene Ontology annotation, cellular component: chromatin; nucleus. NCBI's taxonomy places the organism in Eukaryota, Metazoa, Chordata, Actinopteri, Anguilliformes, Anguillidae.